AUGCCGUCAUCCAAGGGAAAACCUACUGAUCCCAAGCUAAGGGAGCAGGUCAAGGAAGAGGUCAAGAACAUGGAAAAGGGCGGUGGAAAGGGACAGUGGUCUGCUUGGAAGGCCUCGGAGAUGUCGAAGCGAUACGAAGCCAAGGGAGGUGGAUACGAGGACCAGGGCGACAACCCCAACGAAGCGUCCAAGGGUGCGCCGAAGCCCAAGAAGGAGGCCGUGGAAAAGGGAGAGCGCAAGGCUCCCGACGCGCCCGUCGGCGAGAAGAAGAAGCCCGCUUCCAAGGGCAGCGGCGAGAAGCGAAAGGACACUGACAACGAGGACACGGAGAAGAAGGCCGAUGAUAAGAAGGACGAAGCCGAUGCCAAGAAGGAUGACAAGAAGGCCAACGGGAAGGAGACGGCUGCCCAGCCCAAGGAGAAGAAGCAGAAGAAGGAGGCCAAGGAACCGGCCAAAGGCACCCGGACGCAGCCUUCCCGGGGGGUCAAGAAGUAG
This is a messenger RNA of Pseudozyma flocculosa PF-1, 495 nucleotides long. RefSeq lists its product as uncharacterized. The coding region runs from base 1 to 495 and encodes 164 amino acids. The record is from RefSeq and is a predicted model, not a curated record. The transcript is spliced from 3 exons. NCBI's taxonomy places the organism in Eukaryota, Fungi, Basidiomycota, Ustilaginomycetes, Ustilaginales, Ustilaginaceae.